This is a messenger RNA of Prorocentrum cordatum, 1164 nucleotides long. The record is from the annotation of a GenBank genome assembly. Lineage: Eukaryota; Dinophyceae; Prorocentrales; Prorocentraceae.
GGGGUCAGCGAGCGAUUCGAGCCGAGACGUGACGCCCUGCAGGAGGGGCGAGGGAGGCGGAGGACGGACCGAGGGGCAGCGGGGGACCUCCCCCGUGCAACCGCGCGCUGCAGGAGGAGGCGCCCCGGCGGCGGGAGUCCAGCUCCUCGUCCUCGUGGGAGAGGCGGCAGAGGGAGAGGAUGGCCGCCGUGACGGCGCCGCGCCUGGCAGCCAGGGGCGGAGGGAGCCCCCCCCGGGGGACCGCGCCACGGGAGGUGGCCCCCCGGCGGCGGGAAGCCAGUCGCUCGAGGGAGCGGCGGCAGGAGGCCGCGGCGGCGCCGCGGCGGCUGGAGUCCAGCCCCUCCUGGGAGCGGCGGCAGCAGGAGAGGGCGCCUGCUGUGAAGGCGCCGCGCCGGGCAGGCGGCAGGAGCGGUGGGAGGCCGCCCCCGCCCCCGGCGCCCGUGCUGCAGGAGGCGCCCCGGCGGCGGGGGGCCAGUCGCUCCAGGGAGCGGCGGCCGCAGCAGAGGGCGGCUGCCUCCGAGGCGCCGCGCCCGGCUGGCAGGAGCAGCGGGAGCCCUCCCCCCGCGCCAGCGCGGCAGGAGGCGGCCCCCAGGCGGCGGGAGGCCACUGCCGUGAAGGCGCCGCGGCUGGCGGGCAAGCGGAGUGGGAGAAGCCUCCGCCUGCGCCCGCGCCACAGGAGGCGGCCCCAGGGCGCCGGGAGGCCAGCCGCUCGAGGGGGCGGCGGCCGCAGGACAGGGCGCCGGCCUCCAGGGCGCCGCGUGCCGCUGGCGGGAGCAGUGGGAAUCCCCCCCCUCCUCCGGCGCCCGAGGCGGCCCUGAGGCGGCGGGAGGCGAGUCGCUCGAGGGAGUGGCGGCCGCAGGAGAGGGCGGCCGGUCUGAAGGCGCCGCGUCGGGCCGCCCGGCCCGCGAGGAGUCGGAGGGAGGAGGACGUAGGCGAGCACCUGGCCACUACCGACCCGUACCUCGUGGCCACGUCGGACCCGUACGAGAACUCGCUGACGUAGCGCCCCCCAGAGGGCGCCGCGGCGGUGCGGUCGCAAGAGCGCGGCAGGAGCAUACGCAGCUGAGCGCGCUGGCCCGCGGGGGUUGGCGCUGGCUCGGCCACGCCCAUCACCAGUUAUGUGCUCAGAUGGGGGGCGAUACCGCGCGGGGCGGGAGGCUCGAA